Molecule: messenger RNA, 2724 nt
Organism: Parasteatoda tepidariorum (common house spider)
Lineage: Eukaryota; Metazoa; Arthropoda; Arachnida; Araneae; Theridiidae
Source: RefSeq, a predicted model, not a curated record
UCCCCAUUAAUUUCGAACAACACAGAUAUAUCAUUGCAGUAAGAUUCAUAAGCCUAAUUACCACGAUGUGCACCUGAAUUCGAUUAUGACAUUCUCCUUUGUAUUUCUCUUUGCAGAAUACUCAAUACAGCAACAAGAUGCACUAGGGGACACCCUGUACUGCGGUCUUGUCUUUCUCAUAGCAGGAAAAUGUUUCAAACUGUUGUAAGAACAUUAAUAUUUGUCCUUAAGAACAUAUUUUUGAAACAACUGAACUCGAUUGGAAAAUAUAACCGUGUGAAUGAAAGACAAUGUUUUGAUAUGUUUGAGUAUAACAAAUUGAAAAUUUGUUAUGAUAAACUGUAUGAUUUUGCUCAAAUAUCUCGGAUUUCUACAAUUUAUGAAGCAGAUUUAAAGUACAUAAUGGCUUGUUUUGAAGAAGAAUUAAGAACUUGCAGCAAAGUUCACAUAAAAAUGCUUAUCAAUAUUCUUAUCGGUUCAUUCCUUGGCGACGAAAAAGAAUCAAACAGUAUAGCCGAAAAUAAUGGAUCUGAGUUUUUCAAUUCUAGAAAUUCUGAGAAAAAUACAACGAACUGUAACGGAAAACAAAGAGACAAUCUGAAAGACGAAAUUGUCUCUAAUUUAGAUGAUGAUUAUAAUGAUGGAAACCAAGACCUUCAUAAAGUUAAUGGGAGAAGUGAUUAUAAUAAUUUUACUGAGGAUGGGAAAAAUACAUACGAGUCCGAUGAAUAUGACGACUCGGAUGAAAAUUCACUAUCAAAUGAAGAUGAAGAACAUGAUAUAGUUCGACGACGAGGUUUUGAAAUUGAUUGCGAAGCUUCAGAUAGAAAAUUAGAGUCUUGCAUUGAAGACAUCAAACCCGAAAUAAUUGAAAAAUGCAUGCCAGGUAUGGCGAAUUUUAACUACACCAAUCGUCUACCAGAAAAUGAAGCAGCAUAUAAGUUGCAAAAAUAUAAUUCAGAAAUUUGUCUGAAGCAGAUAUUUCGAAAAUGCAGCCAAGAAGCCAGAUUUCGAAUUAAGACAAAACUAAAAAAUCUAAUCGGUGUCAAUUUGAACAUACUACAUAAAACAGAAUUUAAUGUUGAUGACUGCAGCACAGAAAGUUCAAAUACUCUGUUCAGAAUCAUUGAAGAAUGUCUGAAUGAAUCAUUAGCAUCGACAACGCAUGACAUACAGAUACAUCGGCAUUCUAUCAUUACAAACAUUUUGGAGCAUAUCUCAGAAUGCAUCGAGGAUCACACGCAGUAUGCCUGCAUAAUGAAUCACCAAGAAGCAUUUCACCAUGCGAUGAAGUCUCUAGUAUUCAUAGUAAGAGAUUAUGCUUUGAAAAUUUUGGAAAUUCUAAGGCACAGAUCAGAAGUAAAGAAAAACUACAGUGCAAGCAGGCUUUGCUUCAGUAUGCUUGACUACGACAAAUUAGACUGUAAAAAUCAGUUUUAUGUUUACGCAAUGUGCGUCAGGAAUGGAACAAGGAACGAGGAAGUGUCUGGGAAAGUAAAUUCAUGUGUGAAGGAAGCGUUCAAAGCCUGUCCAGAAGAUGCUCUUGACAGGCUGAUAGAAAUAAUUAUUGGGGCAGUGGAUGGUCAUGGAGGAAAAAUAACGGACUGGGUGGAUGAAAUUGAAUCGGCACGAAAGGCUGAAGCAGGAGCGGAAGAUGAUUAUCCUCAUUAUCCUUCGCACGAUUCAUGCGAUGAGAGUAAAAUAGGCACAUGGAUAAAAGAACUGAAAAAAUGCUGUCAUGCUACAAUAAAGAAAAAACGAAAACUUAAGAGAGUGAUGCAGAAUGUGGACAAAUGCUUAAAGCGUACUGCACCAAAGGGUUGUAAUUUGGACAAUUAUUCACAGUUUAACGAAUUAUUCCACCAUGUCAUUGCAAUUAUUAAGGACUAUAUGAAGAGAAAGAAAGGAAAAGAUGAGUGUAGUGAUUCUAUUGAUUCUGAUAGCAUGAAGGAUUGCUCAUCGAAAUUUUUCUUGUAUGCUGUAAAUAUUCAGCAACAUAUCAACAACAGAAAAGAUAAAAUAUUGUAUAAAAAAGUCAAAGUUUGCUUCCACUCUGCAUUGAAAGCGUGUGAAUUAUGGGUUGUCGAUGCUUUUAUUACAAUUGAUGCUUCUAUUAUAAUGGUUCCAAUUCCGAAUGAUGAUAAACCAGAUGUAAUUAUUACUACAACUUAUCCAGAUCAAUCAGUUGUUACUUGUUUUGCUACGAAUACUGUCCCUAUUAUUACCACAACUAGAAAGCAACGUAAAACUUUGUCCACUAUUAUUGUGAGUGAAGAUACAACAUGCCCACGUUGUCCAACUGCACCACCUACAAGGCUUGUUAAGACAACAUCCAGAAAAAAGCCAAGCACUUCUCCUGCUGCUAUCUCAGUUCAUACUGCUUCUCUUCGAUCAACUACUUCUAGCCCUGCUAUUUCGAUUCAUACUGCUCCUGCUCCAUCAACUACUUCAGGCGUUGAGCUUCGUCUCAUCCCACCUACUAAAAGGCAUAAAACUCGCACCACAACUGAAACAUCAAAAUCUAUUACUCGAGCACCUGAAACCAUUCAUAUUCCCAUAAAAACAAAAACUUGGCCUCAAAUCUUGAUUAGAACAACAACAAAGAGACACGUCUUCACUGCUCCAACUAUAACUGAUACAGAUCAAGAAACUACUCCUGGUGGUACUUAUAUUUUUACAUACUUCAGUGUACAGUGUGCAAGAAAAAUUAACUACUCUGAAUAA